Manis pentadactyla (Chinese pangolin) is the source of this 1297-nucleotide messenger RNA. RefSeq names its product BRCA2 and CDKN1A interacting protein (gene BCCIP). The transcript is spliced from 8 exons. Gene Ontology annotation, cellular component: nucleus. NCBI's taxonomy places the organism in Eukaryota, Metazoa, Chordata, Mammalia, Pholidota, Manidae. The record is from RefSeq and is a predicted model, not a curated record. The coding region runs from base 240 to 1013 and encodes 257 amino acids.
GGCCUAAGCGGCGUGUCGUUGGAAGCGCCGUCCCGCGCGGCGAGGAGGAGGAAGGUAAAGUGCAGGAUGAGCACGAAGACGACGAGGACAGUGACGAGGAAGAGGAUGAAGACGACGAGAGCGUCGACGAGGAAGAUUGGUUAUAUCUGUCUCGUCAGGCCCUCUCUUUGGCAUUUGAGUGAUUUUGGACUUGACCAGGUUCUUCUGCCUUUUCAUGGCUAUAGAAGUGAUCGCCGGCGAUGACUGUUGAGUUCGAAGCUUAUUCCAUCUCCGAUAAGGAUCACGACGGAAUUAGGAAAUUACUACAGCAGCUUUUCCUAAAGGCUCCUGUGAACACUGCAGAACUAACAGACCUCUUAAUUCAACAGAACCAUAUUGGGAGUGUGAUUAAGCAAACGGAUGUUUCAGAAGACAGCGAUGACGAUGUGGACGAAGAUGAGAUUUUUGGUUUCAUAAGUCUUUUAAAUUUAACUGAAAGAAAGGGUGCCCAGUGUGCUGAACAAAUUAAAGAGUUGAUCUUAAGCUUCUGUGAGAAGAACUGUGAAAAGAGCAUGGUUGAACAGCUGGACAAGCUUUUAAAUGACACCACCAAGCCUGUGGGCUUCCUACUAAGUGAAAGAUUCAUUAACGUCCCUCCACAGAUCGCUCUGCCCAUGCACCUGCAGCUUCAGAAAGAACUAGCAGAGGCACACAAAACUAACAAGCCAUGUGGAAAGUGCUGCUUCUAUCUUCUGAUUAGCAAGACAUUUGUGGAAGCAGGAAAAAAUUCCAAAAAGAAAUGGAGCAACCAAGAGAAAGAUGAAUUAAUGUUUGCAAAUGCAGAGGAAGAAUUUUUCUAUGAGAAGGCAAUCCUAAAAUUCAACUACUCAGUGCAGGAGGAGAGCGACACACGUCUGGGAGGCAGAUGGUCCUUUGAUGAUGUGCCGAUGAAGCCCCUGCGAACAGUAAUGUUAAUUCCAGGUGACAAGAUGAAUGAAAUCAUGGACAAACUGAAAGACCAUCUGUCUCUAUAACCCAUUUGCCAUGGACGGUUGUGGGCUUGUUUUUGCAGAAUUACCAGAAAACUCAGAUUUACUGAAAAACUCAUGACUUUAUUCAGAUUAAGGUCCUCUAUAAAAAGUAGGGUUCUGUCACCUGUGUCUGUGACACAUUUACAAAAUACCUUUUUUUAAAAAAAUUUGGUCAAAUUAUGAAUGGUUGAUUAAAAACUUUUCCAGUAAGAAGAAAAAAAGCAUGGAGUAGUAAUUUAAAGAACUCAAUAAAAACUUCUAUUUUUUAUUUUAAAAUAGUAUACAAA